This is a messenger RNA of Alligator mississippiensis (American alligator), 2341 nucleotides long. RefSeq names its product noggin. Lineage: Eukaryota; Metazoa; Chordata; Crocodylia; Alligatoridae. The coding region runs from base 987 to 1793 and encodes 268 amino acids. The record is from RefSeq and is a predicted model, not a curated record. Gene Ontology annotation, biological process: negative regulation of cell differentiation; negative regulation of BMP signaling pathway; osteoblast differentiation. The transcript has a single exon.
UCUCCAGCAGGGCUUCAGAGGAAAGGGAACCCAUGUCUCUUUCAGGCACGGCUUCUCCCACCCCACAGCCUGAAACACUGGGCUGACAGACUGAAGUUUGGAGAAGGAGAAAAAGCACAUGCAAGUAUCUCCCCCACCUCCACUCACCACCCCUGUCCCUUCCCCACAGGCUGUAAUCUGGGUUGUGUUGCCAAGCUGAUGCACCCCAUAAAGAUUCAGAAGGGAAGGAGCUACCCCAGAUGGCAGGAUCAGUGCUGCAUGGAGGCAACAGCCAGCUAUUCAAACACAUGACAUGUGGCUCCUGGCUUUGAAGUCUCUCCCUCACAUACCCCUCACUGCUUUCUGUUCUGCCAGCUCCAAGAGCAAUGGUACCCCGACCCUCAGCAACAGUGGCUACAUCCUGCAUCAUGCCUAACACUGGACAUUACACUCCAGUAGCAGCCCCUGCAUCUCCUGUUGGAUCUAGCAACACCUCCCUUCCUUGCCUAAUGGCAACCACUGCUCCCUACAAUCUCCACAGCCCCUGCAGUCCUUUGUGCACCAAAUGGGAAUCAUUGUACCUCAGUGUUCAUUACUUCCCCAAUGGCACCUUCCCUUGCAGGGCCUACCAGCACCCACAACGCCAAGAAACCCCAGCAGCACCAGCUACACCUCUACAGCCAGCAAAAAAUAUCUUUACUCCUGACACCCAGCAAACACUGCCCUUGCACCCCCAGCUACAAUUGCUGCAGUCAGCAGCUCCUGCUGCCCACACAAUACUGAGCUAUGCCCCCCCACCCCGGGGGAUGGGGGUUUCCCUCUGAAUAGUUGGUUGAUGGUUGUGUCUCUGUGGGCUGCAGCAGCAUCUAGUAUCAGUCUGUAACUAGGGUAAAGGGGAAGGAUUUCUCUCGGCCAAAGGGAUCCAGUGAUAACCAGAGGGAGGGGACUACAAAUGUGAGCCUGCAGCACAAGACACUCAAGAGGAGACCUGCGGAGCUGCGCCUAACAUGGAGGUCAGAGCAUGGCUCCUCUGCCUCCUGCUGCCAGGGACAGUGGCCCAAGGGUCUCUGUCCUCUGGAGCAUCCUUCCUUUCCCAGGAGGGAGAGCUCUUCCUUAGCGAGAACCCCGUGCCACCAGAGAAGACCAGUGAGACAUCCUCCCACAACCCUGAUGUCUACCUCAUCCGAAGCAAGCCGUCUGCCCAUGUGAGGCCAUAUAGCCUGUCCCUCACCCCUGAUGACUACCACUACACCCCCAAGCCCAAGCAUCUCAGGGCCCCCCGCCUGCUGAAGCUACUGGGCUCCUCCUACGACCCCUUCUGGAUGUCCCUGGAAGACCCACAAGGCCGCAACACCAGCCUGGAGGAGCUGGGCACCCUUAGCCAGGACCUGGCCGAUGGUACCAGCCGCUACCGGAGAAAGUUGCUGCGGGCAGCAGAGGAUUUGGAGUUCCCCCUUCUGCCAGUCUCAGAGGAGGGGCUGCCAGGCAACCUGAGCCAAACCAUCACCCACCACCUCCGCCAGUGGCUGGUGGACAGUGCCACUUGUCACCUGACCUCAUCCUGGGUGGACCUGGGGCCUGUCUUCUGGCCACGGUGGGUGCGUCGCACAGAGUGCGAUGCCUCCCAUACUCACUGCUCCUGGCCGCCAGGCAUGACCUGCCACCCUGCCCAGUUCACCCACAUCAAGCUUCUGGUCUGGCAUUGCUGGGCGAGCAGGGACCCAGGCAUGAGCACAUCCAGAGUUACCCAGCAGUGCACCUGGAGACAGAUCCCUUACCCAGUGGUAGCUGCAUGCAAGUGCUCCUGUCGAUAGCCGACGCAGGAGGAAGAGGAGGAGGGCACUCCUUCCUCCUUGGAAGCUCGGCUCAUGGGUGCGUUGCUGCCUCUGGGCUCCUUGAAGGGCUUGCUGCCAUGUAUCACUCACUGGAAAUGGCCUGUGCAGCUGGCUGGAGAGGCUGAUUCCACCAUGCAGAAACAACAGACAGAAGUUUUCAUGGACCAGCAAGAUGCUGAGAGCGAUACCCCUGAGACCCCGCUGACCACAGCCCUUGAAAGCCAGCACCCUCUGCGAGGAGGUUGAGAAGGUGGAAUGUGGGUGGAUCAUCAGGACUUGAUUGUUGGGGGAGCUGGGACUUGGAAAGCCCUGCCGCGGCCAAGGGAACGAAGCCGAGACCGGAAGGAGGUGGAAGUCAGAGGCGCCACCCUUUCUCCUGUGUUUCCACCCAUUACGGCUAAGUAGGAUCUAGAGGUGAAGUAGAUAGGUGCGCUGGGCUUUGCAGGAUCUAGGGAAAUGGCAGGGAUCACUGUCAUUGUCCUUGAGCCCUGCUGCUAGCAUGGGGAAAUAAAACUACAACAGGUGAA